Amoebophrya sp. A25 is the source of this 553-nucleotide messenger RNA. NCBI's taxonomy places the organism in Eukaryota, Dinophyceae, Syndiniales, Amoebophryaceae. The record is from the annotation of a GenBank genome assembly.
CGAGAACAAGGCCAAAGGCAAAAUCAGGAAGAUCCAGGAGGACAAAGCGAAGUAUCUACGGUUGUUUUCAAAAGUCGAAUGCCAAGGGUACGAGUUGGUUGAGAAAGGUAUUAACUUACUACUACUGGUGGUCGUAGAGGAGCACUAGGUUCCGCCUGCCGCCGGUUUGCGAACUGGAUAAAGCUGAGGCCGCUCUUUCAGUAGCCCCAGGAUACAAAAAAAAAAGAAAUUUUUUUCUGAAAUCUCCAAAUCCAAAUCCAAAAUCGCAGGAAAUGUAUCAUCCCGCCGAUGGCUAAGUAUGCUCGUUUGGGAUGCAGUAUGAUGCUGCUUCUGUCUCUCUCUCUCGUCUCCUUCUCUGUUUUAUUCUUCUUGAUUCUCUACUUCAUUUUGGACUUGCUUCUGAUAUCGGAUCUCUCUCGUCGUCGGUUCUAGAAGUAAAAGUACUUAAACGCAAAAUGAAGAGAAUUUCAAUAAUUUUUACCCUACAUCAGUUCUGUUGACGCCGCUGAAGCGCGUCGAACUGUUUAUGACUGUCAUGAGGGAUAACGUCGAC